CUGAAGAGCAGACAGUAUCUCUCGAACCUCCAGCCAAGUAGGAAGGCGGCUCCCUCCUGGCUGGCUCUGUGGUGACUGGAAUUGCACGAACUAGGAGAGACAAAUUGGUGGAGAAGUGUUUCUGCGAAAGGAUACAAGAACUUGUGGUUCUGUGCCAGCGGGAAGCUAUGGAUCGACGGAAGGAGCGGAGUGCAUUGCUGUGUUUCGCGGCGUUGCUUAUGGUCAGUCCGGCGACCAGGGCUGACAACCAAACCGAAGCGUCCGAGAGAGGGAGGCGACAGGUGUACCACCUUUCCCACGGCGCCCCUGCUCCCGCUCUGCACCUCGGGGUUGGUGCCUAUGGGCUUCAUGUUCCUCAGCAUCGCAACCCCUACAGCGUGUACCCCCCUCAUGUCCCGACCGCCUACUUCACGCCCUACUCGGUCUACGCCGCCAGCCCGACCCUGCCCGUCACGCCCGUGCCGCAGACGUAUCACCUGUCGCAGUCGAGUCGCAAACCGGCCCACGCGACUGUGUCCAAGACCACGGGAAUCAAGCGGCCGCCCAAGGUGUCGAAGGCGCCUCUGAAGGGAGUGUCGGUGACGCCCGCGCCCUUCCUGCCCCACCCGCAGCACGUCACUCCGGCGCCGCAUGUCUACGCCCACGUGACACACGCGCCGCCCGUCGUCUCCGCCUACCUCCCCUCCCCGCCACGCCCCGCGAAGGGCUGCCCGGGCCGCGACUACUGCAUGCCCCUCGUGGCCUGCGCUCCCCAAUUCGCCUACAUCGCGCCGAAGGACUCGUGCCCGCUCUACGGGGGCGACUAUGGCGUCUGUUGCCCUCCCGAGCUGGUGCUAUCGCACUCGCAGCAGCUGUUCAGCCAGCCUGAAAUCAAGGUCGCCAUCCAGCCCAUCACCGAGGACCAGCUGGACGAGGCUGCAAGAGCUGGUCUCUGGGAGCUCGUGGAGAGGGACAUCCUCGAAAAGUCCCUGCGCUCAAGGAGAAUCGAAGUGGCUGACCCAAGGAACCCGGAGUACACGCACUUGCAGUUCUUCAGGACGUCGCCUCUGGCCAUCAAGCUCAGCAGGGACGCCAUUACGAACGCGGAGGCAGGCGACCAUCUCAUGACUAAGCUCCGUCUGACCCCCGAGCAAGCAGGAUACGGUCUGCAGCAAUUCAGCGUGAGAGACACCAUCAUAUCCAGCACGUGCCCUGCCCCGCCACCUUGCGGCGAAAAGGAGAAGUAUUACCGCACCAUCGACGGGUCCUGCAACAACCUCGACAACCCGACUUGGGGUCAAGCCAGGACGACCUUCCAGAGACUCAAACCCCCGAAGUACAGUGACGGUCUCUUCCGCCCCCGCGAAGGCCGCGACGGCAGCCCUCUUCCCUCCGCCCGCGUCGUCAGCAUCAGCACAGUCGUCGACGCAGACCGGCCGCAGCUCGACCUCACGCUGUCCGUGAUGCAAUGGGGACAGUUCAUCGACCACGACCUCGCUCACACGCCCAUCUUCAGGCUCGGCAACGAGAGCGGCAUCGAGUGCUGCAGCGAGUCCCAGAGCUUCAUCGACCCUUCGUUCCGCCACCCGGGCUGCUUCCCCAUCGAGAUCCCCGCCGACGACCCCUUCUUCAGCAGAUUCCGAAGGCGCUGCAUGAACUUCGUCAGGUCGAUGUGGGCGCCGCGAGGAGCUUGCAACUUCGGUUAUGCCGAGCAGAUGAACCAGAUCACACACUUCCUCGACACCUCCAACGUCUACGGUUCGAGCAAGGAGGAGGAGGAGGAGGUGAGGCUAGGGCGCGGAGGACUCCUGAAGGUGCAGGAGAACCGGCUCCUUCCCGCCCACGAGGAGGCCCAAGAAUGCGAGUCCAGAGGCGAGGGCUUCCACUGCUUCCUCGCGGGAGACAACCGCGUGAACGAGCAGACCGACCUGUCCGUCAUCCACACCAUCUGGAUGAGGGAGCACAACCGCCUGGCUCGGGAGCUGGCUCGCCUCAACCCGCACUGGUCCGACGAAACCAUCUACCAGGAGACGCGAAGGAUCGUCAACGCCAUGUACCAGCACAUUAUCUACAACGAAUGGCUGCCCAUCAUCCUCGGUACCGACUACAUGGCCGAGAACGGAAUCCUGCCGCGCCGCCAGGGCUUCUCCAACGACUACGACGACGACCUCAACGCCGCCAUCUUCAACGAGUUCGCCACGGCCGCCUUCAGGUUCGGCCACACGCUCGUCCAGGGAAUGCUAGAAUUGUUUGGCAAGCAGGGACACCGCACCGAGACCCUAGAACUCCACGAACAGUUCAACAACCCGAAGCUGCUCUACACACCCGGGAAGCUGGACGAGUUCCUGAGGGGCCUCGCCACGCAGCCCAUCCAGAUGACGGACAACUUCGUCUCGGCGGAGCUCACCAACAGGCUCUUCCAGACGCCGACCAUGCCCUUCGGAAUGGAUCUGGUGGCCCUGAACAUCCAGCGAGGUCGAGACCACGCCAUCGCGCCCUACAACCACCUGAGGGAGGCGUGCGGGCUCCCCAAGGCGAACACCUUCGACGACCUCCUCGAUGUGCUCUCUCCUGAGGUUGUCAACACGUUCAAGCUGCUCUACCGCUCCGUGGACGACAUUGAUCCCUUCAUCGCCGGAAUCGCCGAGAGACACGCCAGCGGAUCCAUCCUCGGCCCCACCUUCCGGUGCAUUGUCGGGGAUCAGUUCAUCAGGCUGAGGAGAGGAGAUCGGUUCUUCUAUGAAUUUGCUGAUAUGCCAACUUCCUUCACAGAAGCCCAACUGUACGAGAUCAAGAAGGCUUCGUGGGCGCGUAUUUUGUGCGACAACGGAGACAUGGUGAUGCAGAUGCAGCCGCUCGCCAUGAGGACCCCGGGAGGACUCAACCAGCGGGUGUCCUGCGACAGCUCGGCGAUACCCAAGCUGGACCUCACUCCCUGGAUCAGCGCCGCGUAGUCGUAGUUAGGAUAAGACGUAAAAAA
Messenger RNA from Penaeus vannamei (Pacific white shrimp), 2959 nucleotides. RefSeq names its product salivary peroxidase/catechol oxidase. Gene Ontology annotation, biological process: response to oxidative stress. The record is from RefSeq and is a predicted model, not a curated record. Gene Ontology annotation, molecular function: heme binding; peroxidase activity. Lineage: Eukaryota; Metazoa; Arthropoda; Malacostraca; Decapoda; Penaeidae.